This is a messenger RNA of Magnusiomyces paraingens, 693 nucleotides long. RefSeq lists its product as uncharacterized. Lineage: Eukaryota; Fungi; Ascomycota; Dipodascomycetes; Dipodascales; Dipodascaceae. Gene Ontology annotation, biological process: mitotic spindle assembly checkpoint signaling. The record is from RefSeq and is a predicted model, not a curated record. Gene Ontology annotation, cellular component: cytoplasm; nucleoplasm; kinetochore. The coding region runs from base 1 to 693 and encodes 230 amino acids. The transcript is spliced from 2 exons.
AUGGCCUCUUCUUCUGGUUUAAAUCGGCAAACAACAUCGUCAUUACUUUCUGCUCCUACAAGGUCUAAGGUUGCACUCAAGGGAUCGAGUCGCACUGUAGCCGAAUUUUUUGAAUAUAGCAUCAACUCUAUAUUAUACCAGCGUGGAAUCUACCCGCCGGAGGAUUUCCAGGUGGUACGCAAGUUUGACUUGAACGUGCUUGUGACAAUUGACAGCGAAGUCAAGGCUUACAUUAAAAAAAUCAUAGUGCAGUUGCACCGGUGGCUGGUCCACGGCAAAAUCAAGAAACUUGUUGUUGCAAUAGUAUCCAAGAACAGUGGCGAGGCAGUUGAACUAUGGCAAUUUGAUGUCAAUAUUUUGCCCGAGAGUCCUAAUACCAAAAAUAAUACCAGUGGGUCAUCAGUACCUUCUAAUGAAAAAACCCCCGAGACAGUGCAAAAGGAAAUCCAAGCAAUUAUUCGUCAAAUAACAGCCUCUAUUACGUUUCUACCAGUCCUAGACCCGGGUCUCUACACAUUCAAUGUCCAGGUAUAUGCAGAUGCAGACGCUCAGGUACCCACCGAAUGGGCCGAUAGCGAAGCGCGGCAGCUUCGCAAUGCGGAGCAAGUGCAACUACGCAGCUUUAGUACGGGAUCGCAUUCGGUGAGCACGCAGGUAGCAUACCGGCUAGGUGGUGGGGAUGAAGACGAGUAA